UGAAAUUAUUGCGUGGGUCUGACGUGAUGAUCCAGGGCGUCCUCUCGCGCGCGCCCGCCACCGACGCGGCGGCGGCAGCGAUGAAGGCCAAGCGGGCGGCGUCGAUCCCCGAGGACGAAGAGAGCGCGCGGGGGAAGCGUCUGCAGCUGCACGACUGUACCACCGAGCAGGGGCCGGGAUCGGCGGUGGCCGCGCGGGAGCGGGUGGUGGCGGAGGCCGCCGAGACGCGCGGGCUGCGGCUGCUGAGCCUGCUGCUCCGGUGCGCGGAGGCGGUGGCGGCGGACCAGCUCCCGGAGGCGCGGGACAUGCUGCAGGAGAUCGCGGAGCUGGCGUCCCCGUUCGGGUCCUCCCCGGAGCGCGUCGCGGCCUACUUCGGGGACGCGCUGUGCGCGCGCGUGCUGAGCUCCUACCUGGGCGCCUACUCGCCGCUUCUCGCGGCCAGCCCGCUGGCCGCCGCGCAGAGCCGCCGCGUCUCCUCGGCCUUCCAGGCCUACAACGCGCUCUCGCCGCUCGUCAAGUUCUCGCACUUCACCGCCAACAAGGCCAUCCUGCAGGCGCUCGACGGCGAGGACCGCGUGCACGUCGUCGACCUCGACAUCAUGCAGGGGCUGCAGUGGCCGGGCCUCUUCCACAUGCUGGCCUCCCGCCCCUGCAGGCCGCUCUCGCUCCGCGUCACCGGCCUCGGCGCCUCGCUCGACGUCCUCCAUGCCACCGGCCGCCGCCUCGCCGACUUCGCGGCCUCCCUCGGCCUGCCGUUCGAGUUCCACCCCAUCGAGGGGAAGAUCGGCCACGUCGCCGACGCCGCCGCCCUCCUCGGCCCACGCGGCCACCCUCACCACCUAGAAGCCACCGUCGUGUACUGGAUGCACCACUGCCUCUACGACGUGACCGGCUCCGACGCCGGCACGGUGCGCCUGCUCAAGAGCCUGCGCCCGAAGCUGGUCACCAUCGUGGAGCAGGACCUGGGCCACAGCGGCGACUUCCUCGGCCGGUUCGUCGAGGCGCUGCACUACUACUCGGCGCUGUUCGACGCGCUGGGCGACGGCGCCAGCGCGGGCGCCACGGAGGAGGAGCGGUACGCCGUGGAGAGGCUGCUCCUGGGAGCGGAGAUACGGAACAUCGUGGCCGUCGGAGGCCCUAAGCGGACGGGGGAGGUGCGGGUGGAGCGGUGGGGCGACGAGCUGCGGCGCGCCGGGUUCAGGCCGGUGUCCCUCACCGGGGCUCCCGCCGCGCAGGCCAGGCUGCUCCUCGGCAUGUACCCCUGGAAGGGCUACACGCUGGUGGAGGAGGACGGCUGCCUCAAGCUCGGCUGGAAGGACCUCUCGCUGCUCACCGCCUCGUCGUGGGAGCCGACGACAGCGGAAGACGGCCUCGUCGUCCUCGCUGCUGCUGCACGGCAAGAAGGCCAAGAUUCUUGAUCGAUCUUGCAAGCCAUUUUGCUAGCAUUUUGGCCCGUAAUUAAGUCUGUGAAUAAUGGUAUAGACGACUUCAUCGAUCAUUCGUUAUAACUUCAGGUUCA
Molecule: messenger RNA, 1519 nt
Organism: Lolium rigidum
Lineage: Eukaryota; Viridiplantae; Streptophyta; Magnoliopsida; Poales; Poaceae
Product: scarecrow-like protein 23
Exons: 1
Coding region: 27-1418 (463 amino acids)
Biological process (GO): bundle sheath cell fate specification; leaf development; regulation of DNA-templated transcription
Cellular component (GO): nucleus
Molecular function (GO): DNA-binding transcription factor activity; sequence-specific DNA binding
Source: RefSeq, a predicted model, not a curated record